AUGCCUCAAGAUCCGCACCUGUACGGCCAACGGCCGCCUAAGAAGCAAAAGAAGGAGAUGGCACUGUCGAGCUCUCUAGCUUUCACAUCACAGCUUAGCUCACUCCUUGCUGCAUCCUCUGCUGGGACGCCCGCUGUCAGCUCUGCGGGCUCAGCCACCUCCGGUCGGGCGCGCCCCUCAAAAGCCGACGUGACCGACCUCACCGGCGUCAAGGUCAAGCGGUCGGCUAAAGCAAGCGCCGUCAACAACGAGAAGGCCAAAGAAAGCAAGAAACUCAACCUGAAGUCGCCCUUGGGCACCGAAGAGAGCAAAGCCGAACUCGAAUUCGCCCGGCGCAAGAUGGAGUCCAAAGCGCGCCUCUACGCAGCCAUGAAGCGAGGCGACUAUGUCGGCCGCGAGAUCGGCCUCGUCGACUUUGACCGCAAAUGGGCCGAAUCACAACAGUCCCCAACCAACGAUACCCCGGCCUCGUCUUCCGGCUCCGACGCCGACUCCGACUCGGACUCGGAUCCCAACAUCGACAACACCAUAAUAGAGUACACCGACGAGUUCGGCCGCCUGCGCCGCGGCACGCGCGCAGAAAAGAUGCGCAUGGAGCGUCGGCUGGCGCGGGGCGCCGCCUCGGCCGCAGAGCUGGAGCGCAUGUCUGCGCGGCCCAAGGCGCCCGAGGCCCUCAUCUACGGCGACGCCGUGCAGACCGAGGCCUUCACCGCGCGGGACGGCAUGGAGACGCUGGAGCAGCUCGCCCGCAAGCGGGACCGGAGUCCCACGCCCCCCGAGGCGGUGCAUUACGAGGCGAGCCGCGAGAUCCGGACCAAAGGGGUAGGGUUCUACCAGUUUAGCAAGGAGGAGGCGAAGCGGGAGGAGGAGAUGAAGGCUUUGGAGGAGGAGCGGGCACGUACCGAGGCCCUGAGGAAAGAGAGGGAGGAGAAGGCGGCUAGGAGGAGGAAAGAAAUUGAGGAACGCAGGAGGGAGAUUGGGGAGAGGAAGGCCAAGAAGUUGGCCGAAAGCUUCUUAGAGGGAUUGGCCAAGGAUUUAGCUCCUGAAAGCGGCGUUGGUGAGAGCUGCGACGGCUAUGGUGUCGGUACAGAGAAACCGACCUGA
Canariomyces notabilis is the source of this 1104-nucleotide messenger RNA. RefSeq lists its product as uncharacterized. Gene Ontology annotation, cellular component: nucleus. NCBI's taxonomy places the organism in Eukaryota, Fungi, Ascomycota, Sordariomycetes, Sordariales, Chaetomiaceae. The transcript has a single exon. The coding region runs from base 1 to 1104 and encodes 367 amino acids. The record is from RefSeq and is a predicted model, not a curated record.